Messenger RNA from Symbiodinium sp. CCMP2456, 471 nucleotides. The record is from the annotation of a GenBank genome assembly. NCBI's taxonomy places the organism in Eukaryota, Dinophyceae, Suessiales, Symbiodiniaceae.
AUGCCGACCGUCCCCAUUGUGUACUUCGCCAUCGCUACCGGGCUGGUGUGGCUGAUGUUCCUGGUCAUGGCGGCCAUUCGAGCAUGCACCGGCGAUUACAACACCCCGCCACCGGAGGCACAUCUGCAUGCAACAGCAGCUCCAGCUCCACAGAGAUCUGAAGCAGAGAAAGUCGCCAUGCUGGCCACGAUAGAUGUGCAUCUUCCAGAAAUCAAGCUGGACAAGGAAGUGACGUGUUCCGUCUGCCUUGAUGUGGUUACUGUGGAACAUCAAGCCAGGCGACUCGAGUGCCACCAUGCAUUCCAUUCCAAAUGUAUUUCAGGCUGGCUGCUACACGGAGCAAACAAGCAUUGGGAUGACAAUGCCAUCCAGUGUCCCGUCUGUAGACACAGGCAGCUGUUGUCAAAGCUUCCCGGGAUGAAUCCAGUUGUCGUCGGAGCGAGCGAUGGGAGUGUGGAGAUGGCGGCGUAA